Nanorana parkeri is the source of this 896-nucleotide messenger RNA. RefSeq names its product podocalyxin like (gene PODXL). Gene Ontology annotation, biological process: negative regulation of cell-cell adhesion; regulation of microvillus assembly; positive regulation of cell-cell adhesion mediated by integrin. The transcript has 6 exons. The record is from RefSeq and is a predicted model, not a curated record. NCBI's taxonomy places the organism in Eukaryota, Metazoa, Chordata, Amphibia, Anura, Dicroglossidae. Gene Ontology annotation, cellular component: apical plasma membrane; microvillus membrane. Bases 1 to 645 code for a protein of 214 amino acids.
AUGUCAAAGGUGAAAUGCACAAAUCUGAAGGAGGACACAUCAUAUGUGAUAAUAGAGAUUGAAGGCUUGGCUGUUUGUGAUAAUAACGGUAAGCGCACAGAAGAUGGACAUGCAGCAGAGAAAAUAACCAAGCAUGUAUGCAAAGCUUUAAAUCCAGAAUACCAGAAAGACAAAUAUAGAUGCAUUAUCCAGCUGGCCAGGAUUAACAAUAAAGAGUUGGCCAUUACUGAAGCUUUCAUUGAAAAUCAUCUGGAAUCUAAGGAAUUAUACACACAACUGAAAAGAAGUGGGGCUGAUUUAUCUUUGUUUAAAUAUCAUGGUGCAGACCCAGAGGAUGAAGAUGUGGUGAGCAUUCCCCUUAUAAGUGCCAUUGUCAGUUUGGCUGUGCUUUUGUUGAUCAUUGCAGCUGCUUAUGGAUGUUGGCACCAGAGAAAGGCUCGAAAGAGAGAACAGCGACUCACUGAAGAGCUCCAGACCAUGGAAAAUGGUUACCAUGAUAACCCAACCCUGGAAGUCAUGGAGACCUCUCCAGAGAUGCAAGAAAAAAAGGGUGGGCCUAAUGGAGAACUUGGGGACAGUUGGAUUGUUCCGCUUGACAACCUAACAAGAGAAGACCUAGAAGAAGAAGAGGACACACAUUUAUAAAGAAAAUAAAAGCAAUUAGACUCAAUGGGAAACCCAGCAUAAAGUGCAUUAUAUGGAUGGUCAUAAAACUAAGAUGGACUGCAGCCAACAUAUAUAAUGGAGUGCCAGACCUAUCAAGAAAAGGCAGUUACUACCUCCAGCAACAUCCCAUACACAAACAUAUGACCAAAGGUAUCUUAAGAAGUGACCACAGGAAAUAAGGUAUAAAGGAUAUAUAGUACAAAUGUAACUGCUUGGAAGUGUUUGGCCUU